AUGCUGUCUAGAAAUAGCAAAGUCCUUUAUAGAGGUUUUACUUGGGGAGAAUAUUACCCCAAUCGCAAUCUUUAUGUGGCUGGUGGACAUAAAUACAACACUCGCUAUAAAGACUUCUGGCAGCAGCAUCAAACCUAUGGGCUAGAAGGCAAAGAGCACACUUAUACGCAUACUGAAAAAGAUUAUAAGAUUCAUAGACCUUGGGACACUGUAAUGUUUUGGUUUAAAAUCAAUAUAGCUGGACAGUGGGAUUUUUUUACUUAUAGGUAUUUAAGGGCGAUGGACUAUUGCACAAUGGCACUUGCACCGAUUGGGAUAGCGACAUUUGCCGUAUUGGGAGCAGCUGUAUUUAAGCCACUUUAUAUGUAUUCUUUGGUGUCAACAGCGGUUCUUUAUUAUAGACUUAGGGACAAGUGCUCACAUCCAGAAUUCGAUGAAUUGGGGAUUAAGGAUUUGCUGUACAGCAAUGAGACGGUGAAGAAAUACUUUAAUGAUCAAAAUUCGUACGUAAUUGAUCAAUAUCAAGAAUAUGAUAUAUCAAUUAGAGUGAAAUGGUCUGAUAUAAUACUGCUACAACAGCCAUAUUCGAUUUGGCAAUUAAUUAAUGAUAUUUUUGUACGAGAACAGUCAAUCAUCAAGGCAUAAAUUUAACAUUGAUCAAUUCCCUGAAUAUGGAACUAACAAACUAGCAAGAUUUUUCAACGUAGACUGCAAUACAACUACCGGAUUUUUGAAGAUGUGCGACCUACAAACCGAUGCGAGAAUGACUGUCCACUUCAAAACAAUGCCUUGGAGCGACCAAAAAUAUUUCUGCACACAUCCUUUCUUAUUCUAUGACUUAUGGGCUGAAAUCAACUGCAAAGGUGUGUAUGAGAAAAUUGUGUUUAUUGACCCCAAGAAAGUUAAUAAGAAGAUAUUUAUCACUCUUUAACUCCUUUCUUAUUUUAAAAAAAAAUACAAUUUUUCAUCUAAAAAUUAUAUUUAAAAUAUUUUCUAUUUAAAAAUUUAUAUUUGGGGGACUAA
Molecule: messenger RNA, 1023 nt
Organism: Blepharisma stoltei
Lineage: Eukaryota; Ciliophora; Heterotrichea; Heterotrichida; Blepharismidae
Source: the annotation of a GenBank genome assembly